Parastagonospora nodorum SN15 is the source of this 360-nucleotide messenger RNA. RefSeq lists its product as hypothetical. Lineage: Eukaryota; Fungi; Ascomycota; Dothideomycetes; Pleosporales; Phaeosphaeriaceae. The record is from RefSeq and is a predicted model, not a curated record. The transcript is spliced from 3 exons. Bases 1 to 360 code for a protein of 119 amino acids.
AUGAAGUACGCCAGCAUCAUCAUCACCAUGGUUGGUACGAUUACCCCUGCUGUACUCUGCCUUCCCGCGACAUCUUUCACGCGACAAUUUCAGCUGCCCACAUGCGGCGCAGAAACGUGCCUCACUGCAACAAACGGGCUUUUCAAUGCAUGCGAGCCUCACAACUUGGCAUGCCUUUGCAGCAUGGAACAGAAAGGUAUCAGCGACUAUGUCACGCUCGUGCAGCCGUGCAUCGACGGCGACGCUGGUCAUGAUCUUUGCACUGAAGGCGCAAUCUACCAAUAUAAAGAUCUUCUUACCACUGUUUGCGCCGACGACUACUUUGGCAACAAGGUCGUCCAAUUUACAGAUCCCGAAUAA